UGAAAAGGUAAGAUAAAAAAAACAUUAUCUGAAAAUCAAGUAAAUAUUCAUACCAUCUUGGUGUGCGUGAUGCAACCAACUAUCACAACAUAUUUGGGUGCGCCAAUUGGUUUAGGUUGAUUUGUAAAGAUGAUUGUUCCAAUUGCAAACAAGGUUGGAAUUAGGGUUUCGACGAGGAUAGAUACUUGCCGCAGCUCUCUCUUCUGCAGCAAGAAUUCCUCCGUCUCUCUUCAUCCCAUUAACGUUGCUGACACAGUGUUGAUGGAUAUUCAAAAUUCCGGCAUUAUUGCUUGCCUUCGCGCCAAAAGAGUUAGCAGUGGAGGCUGCGCGUGCAGCACUCCGGGGUGGAAUUUCCGUUGUUGUAAAAGUAUCGAAUCUGUUGGUUAUAUUCUUAAAAAAACUUAUCUCAGAUCAAUUGUGUUUCAGUUGGAAAUCACAAUGUCAACUCCGGGUGUUUUUGAGGCGUUGCAGUGUCUGGUCCAAGAAUAUCCUUCAGCAUCAAUAGGAGUUGGAACUGUUUUAGAUAGACGAGAGGCGAAAGAAGCAGUAGAUCUUGGAGCUAAGUUUCUUAUGAGUCCUGCAAUGGUGAAGGGAAUUCUAAGCGAUGUUGCAGAGGGCCAAGCUCUGUAUAUACCAGGAGCAACAACCCCUACAGAGGUAUUAUCUGCAUCGACUGAUGGUGCCAAAAUCAUCACGGUGUAUCCAGUCUCUGUAUCAGGUGGAGUUGAGUAUUUAGCAGCAUUAAAGAAGCCAUUCCCCCAUAUCCCACUGGUUGCAUCACAAGGCAUGGGAUUAGAUACAGUUGGAGCAUAUAUAUGUGAGGGAGCAACAGCUGUUGUUUUAUCAGAUGCCAUAUUUGACAAAAAGGCUAUGGCCGAAAGAAAUUUUCUUCGAAUACAUCACUUGGCAUGCUCUGCCGCAACCGAGGGGAAUCAAGCUGUGAGGAAAACUAAGUGUAUGGAUGAAUGAAAUUGUUAUGAUGCAUUUUCGGAAAUGAAAGGCAGCAACUAUGGUUCUUGAAAAUCAUCUUUGUUCUUGGAAAAUGUUAUACAUGGCUUUCUUGGUUGUGGGAGAAGAUGAAAGUUUUUCGUAGUCCUAGUCUCGUAGUUGUAGUCUGUAGACAAUGCCCCAAUGUGUUGCAGUUGGGACUUUCAACUAAUUCAGCAACCACAUGAUGUAAACAUGUAGGAGGUAGUAACAGUUUUAGGGGAGUACAUCAUAAAGCCAAUGGUAUUUGAUUAAGGAACAGUUUUUAUCUGAGUUAGUUCAUGUUCAGUUUUA
Salvia splendens (bonfire salvia) is the source of this 1281-nucleotide messenger RNA. RefSeq names its product KHG/KDPG aldolase. Lineage: Eukaryota; Viridiplantae; Streptophyta; Magnoliopsida; Lamiales; Lamiaceae. The transcript has 9 exons. The record is from RefSeq and is a predicted model, not a curated record. Gene Ontology annotation, molecular function: lyase activity. Bases 130 to 969 code for a protein of 279 amino acids.